AUGUUUGAAGGUGCCAUAGCGGCGUUCUUGAAUCGUCUUCUGGGAAAAUAUAUUGAAGAUUUAGAUAUUGAACAGUUUAACAUUGGUAUUUUUUCUGGCGAUACUUGUCUUACCGAUCUUAAGUUAAAACCUGAAGCUUUGUAUCAACUUGGUCUGCCUAUUAAGGUAGAAAUUGGUUUAAUAGGAAAAAUUAUUUUAAAAAUACCAUGGUCUGGAUUAUUUUCUCAACCAAUUAUUCUUUGUAUCGAGGAUAUUUAUAUUGUAACUGUGCCUAUUGCAUAUGGUCCAUAUGAUGCUGAAAUACAAAAAAGAUUAAUAAGAGCAGAGAAAAAAAAAAUAUUAGAAGAUUUAAAAGAAGAUGAAACAUUUAAAACAGAAUUAUUUGAUCAUUUAUUGGCAUCUGUAACAAAAAACUUUCAAAUUACUAUAAAUAAUGUACAUAUUAGAUAUGAAGAAAAGUUAAAUGGAUCUUUGUGUGCUUGUGGUAUCUGUAUUCAAAGUAUAUCAGUAAUGACUACAAAUAGUAAAUGGAAACCUGGUGUUUGUACUAAUAAUUUGAGUACAAUUUACCAAUUAAUAAGAGCAGAAUCUUUGAGCAUAUAUAUGGAUCAUGAUACAGAAUCUUCUUUUACAAAUAUUAAACAUGAUUGGAAUAUUUCUAAUUUUCUAGCAUGGAAAAAUACAAUGCAUAGAGCUUUGCAAACUUUUGGCAUGAGAAACAAAGAAUUUCAAUUUUUAUUAAAACCAUUUACUGCAAAAAUAAAAGUAAUUAUACAUAAAGGAAAUGAGACACAAACAUCUCGCAUGUUGGUUGAUAUAGUACUUCAUGAUGUAGCAAUGCAAAUUUCCAAAAUGCAAUAUGUUAUAUUCUGUCAUCUUUAUGAUUCGUUAUUACGUGCCAUUAUCAAUAAACCAUACAUAAAAUAUCGUCCGAAUGAAAUUGUAAGGGAAAAUCCAUCAGCUUGGUGGAAAUAUGCUUAUAAUUCAAUUUUAGAUUACAAUAUAAGACCAUAUACUUGGACAAAAAUCAUUGAACAUAGAAAAAAUUACAGAAAAUAUAAAGAAAUAUGUUUGCAAAGCUUGCUUCGACCAAAUGAUACAGAACUGAAAUUGGAUUUACAAAAAUAUGAAGAUUAUCUAACUAUUUUAAACAUGGUAAUAGCAAGAGAACAUGCUAAACAGGAAUUGAAAAAUAAAACCAUUGAAGAGAAACAUCAAAAUGUGAAUACCAAUAUUUCGAUACAAAAAUUAGUACAAAAUACAUCUAUGAUUAAAGAAAUACAAAAUAAUGAUAUGCAAAAUUCAUUGCAUCAUAAUUCAGAAAGACAAAUAAAAUUGGAAAAACUACCUCAACCAAUUGACUAUAAAUUCAAUUUUACUUUAGCAAACUGUUGUUUGAGUCUUUUAAACCAUGAUAAAGAAAUUCUUGUUAUAUCUAUAACUCAGCUCUUAACGAGCAUUGAAAUACGAUCUGUGAUGUCUGCUUUUAAAGUAUCUGCUCGAGCUGAAAGUUUUGUAAUUGAAGGUGUUUCUACAGAUGGCGAUCUAGUGCCUUUAAUCAUGGUUGAUAAUGUUCUAACAGGAAAUGUAUCAACUAAUUUUUUGGCAGUAGAUUUUGAGAAGAAUGGAGAAACUAUGGAUCCAACUUUUGAUGUUUCUAUAAAAUUAGAAGCUAUAGAAAUAACUUAUCAUCAUCAUGCUAUGAUAGAAAUUAUUCAAUUUUUUAAAUUUAAUGAUUCGCAUAUUCAAAUGACAAUUCUGUGGGCAUAUAAAUUAUAUGACAACAUAAAAAGAAAUUUUCUAAUUUUGGUAGAUAAUAUCGUUUCUCAGACGCUUCGGAUUAGAUUUAAAAUAGAUAUCAAAGGACCAUACAUUGUAUUUCCUGAAUAUGGAUCAAUACAGAAAGGCGGAAACAUACUUGUUAUGGAUUUUGGUAACAUAAAUUUAUCUAAUGAACUUCAAGCUACUAAUUUACAACUUGAAGAUGCAACACUUAUGGAAUUGGAAGAAUUACUUUAUGAUAGAAUACAUAUUGAAUUUUCUGGUGCUCAAAUAUUAUUUUGUCAUUCAGGAGAUGAUUGGAGGUCAGCUCGAAAAAAAAAAGAUUCUGAAUAUCAUUUUCUACCAAAGAUACAAGCAACUACAACUAUUUCAUGUAGUAUAAAACCAGAAUAUUAUCAAUUACCAAGAAUCAAAAUCAACGUUUCUAUUUCAAGUGUAAAGUUUAAUUUAUCGGAAAAUAAAAUACAAUUGAUCAUUUAUUUCUUAAAUGUAUUACUGUUAGCAUACCAACAAAACAUACAAAAAUACAAAAUCAAUUUAAAACAAUAUAUUUCCAAAAAAAAUUUGAAGAAUAAGAUUUUUAUAUCAACGGAAGAACUUAAAAAUGUACAACGUAAUAUAUGUCUAUCAUCAAUUGAAAUGAUGGAAAACAAAUUUACGCACGUCACUAAGGAUCUUUUGACAAAUCAUGUUCAAAAAUUAGAUAGAAGUAUUGUAUCUUCCGAAAUUAGUGAAGAAGAUUUGGAAUUAUUAUCAAAAACUAUAAGUUUAUCUGGAUUCGAUGAUAAUGUGUCUCCAUAUAAUCAUAUCAAUCUCUUAUUAAGAUUUGCUAUUGGAGAGUUAUCAAUUCACUUGGGAAUCAUACAUUAUAGAAAAGAAGAACCUUAUUUAAAUUUGAGAUUGCAUACAUUAUAUUUUGAAAUUGCAAUAAUGGAAUAUGGACCUGCAAUACAAUUUGGAAUAGGAUCCAUUCUUUUGAUAGAUAAAACAAAUGUAGGAAUAACUGGUUCAUAUUUAGAAUUAAUAUCUACCGAAGAACCGCACGAAGUUUUUAUUGUAUCAUAUCGUAAGGUCAAAUCAAAUUGUCCUGAUUUCAAAUCCCACUUUAAAAGUAUUGAACGAUCUCUUGUUAUAAAUAUAUUAAAUAUAAAUAUUAAUGUUCAUAGACCUGCGUUAUUAAAAAUACGAGAAUAUUGGUAUAAUUUAAUUAACAUUUUUGAAAACGAUAAUCUCUUCAACUUCAUAGAGAAUACAUGUUAUAAGAUUAUACAAUGGAAAAUAAUAAAAGAAGACGAUCCGCCUAUUCCUCCUGGUGCUAUUAAAUUGAAUUAUUCUGCUCGAUUUAGCGCUCUCGUUAUAAGAUUUUGUGAUAAAGAUUUAGAUUUAAUAAAAAUGCAAAUUUUAGGCCUGGAAAAUGAUUGCAUUUACAAUGCUAAUGAAAGAAUGAUAUUACGUGCAUAUCUUAGACAUUUAUCAAUUGAAGAUUUGAAUGAAGAUACUCUUUAUUCGAAAAUUUUAACUACAGAAGAAGAUAAAGUUUUUGAUUUCAAAUAUGUGAGACAUAUACCAAGAUUAUAUACAUAUUCAGACAUUGAUAUGAAACAAGAUGAUGUAAUGUCAGAUGGAAUAUUUAAACUUUCUAUUGGAAGGAUGAAUUGUGUGCUUAUUUGUAAAAUUUUAUAUGAUUUAAAAUAUUUUUUAGCACCAUUUUUUCCUAUAUAUUGUUUGCAAUUUAAAAAAUAUUUAGUCAAAAAAAUCAUAAAUGGAAUUGAUGAAUUUAAAAGAAGUGCAACCAAAUUGCAUAUAUUUAUUGAUAUUCAAGGUCCAAUAUUUCUAUUACCUCAACGAAAAGAAAUUCCAAGUCUACUAGUUUUAAAUACAGGAAUAUUGUCAGUUGAAAAUUUCUUCAAAAAAAUCGAUCAGUCUAUUCAAAAUAAAGUAUUCAGUAAUGACACGAAUCAAUUAAUAAUUGAUAAUAUUUUAAUAAAAUUAAAUAAUAUAACUGUAUCCAGAGCAAUUAUGACACUUAGUCAUGAUUUGGAAAUUCAAGAACCAAUUGUUGAACCAGUACAUAUUCAUUUUGAUAUUAAGAGAAAAACAGAAUAUCGUAGUGCAAUGGAAUUUCAAACAUAUGGUUUAUUUAACAUUCAAGGUUCUAUGGAUUUUAUAUAUAUUAAUUUGAGUCAAAAAGAUUUAAAAUCUAGUAUACUUGUAUGGAAAGACAAUGUUUCUAAAAUUAUUCUCUUAAAAGAUGCAUACUAUAAUGAAACACAAUCUACAACAAUAGAUCAAGUAAAAAAAGUUAGUAAUGAAGAUGCAAUGGUAAAAAAAUUGGAAGAUUUUCUUACACACAAUGAAAAUUCUAUAUGUGAAAUUAAUACAAAUUUAAGUUUAGAAGGAUUACAAUUGAAUUUAUUUUUAGAUUCAGAAGAGGUAUUAAGUUCUCCUGUUCGCGACUUAAAUCACGGUUUAUGUAGAUUAACCUUUGGUGAAAUAAUCAACACAUGUGCAUUUUAUAGUGAUAGAAGUUUGAAAAUGAAACUAUCUCUUCAAAGCUGUCUUUUACAAGAUACUCGAAAAGAAUCUGAAUCUUUAAGAAAAAUAAUUCAAUCACCAGCAAGACAAAUAGGAAUGCAAUCUGAAUCUUGUAUAUCCAUUUCAAUGUCUCCUAUUGUUGAUAUUAUGUACACUCGUGCUCCGGCUGGAGAAAAAUGUUUUGAUGCACUCAUUCAGGAAGUCAGAAUAAAUUUGUCUGUACCAUUUGUAAUGCAUCUAACUAGGUAUAUUAUGGAUUGCUUCCCUGGUGAUCAAAUUGAAGAAGGAAUUAUUAAUCAUGGAUAUGAAAAUAACAAUUCUACAAUAAACAAGGAUAUUAUUACUGCAGAAAAAAAGAAAUUAAAACAUGUACAAUAUUUUACAGAAGAACCAGAUGCUUCGGUAUCUGUGAGAAUACAUAAACCAGAAAUUCUAUUUUUUGGAGAUUUUAAAGCAAACAAUGCACAUAUAAUUCUAUUACAAGCAGAAAUAUCAAUCGAAAGUAGCAGACAUAGUUGUUCAACAUCAAUUGUUUAUACAUUUACUGAUGUGCGUGCUAAAUCAAAAAAACAAGGAAAUUAUUCACAUCAUAUUUACUGGUUAUUAUGUCCUUGUGAUAUUGAAAUUUGUAGAAAAGAAGAAGCACCCGAUUUCAAUAUUAAUUAUACCAUUGCAGUAAAUAAAAUUGAUAUUCAUUUAUCUGCAGAAAUCAUACAUACAUUUAUCAAUAUAUUGAAUGAAACUACAAGUUUUAUAGAUAAUAUUAAUAUGAAAUUAGAAGAUAGAUUUGUGAAUCAAGAUUUUAACAUACAUACUAAUUUGUGGACACCAAAAAAAAUUUCAAAUGUACCAUACAAAAAAUUAUAUGAUAAUAAUUCACAUCUAAUAUAUGAAUAUAGAGAUCGAAUAGUAACUUUUAAUUUAAAACCAUUAAUGCUAUAUUUAUUAUUAGAAAUAGAAUAUUCAAUGGGAAGGUUUCCUGUUAUAAAAAUAGAAAGUAUAAUUACAAUUUCUAUUAAUGAUUGGUUUAAUGAUUUUACUCUAGAAUCAAAUGCAAAAAUUUAUGCAUUUUGUUAUAAUAUGGAUUACAAAAAUUGGGAGCCUUUGAUUGAUCUAUGUUCAGAAGAUGAUAUGACUUAUAAAUCAUGGGAAUUAAUGAUAAAAAUGUAUCAUGGUGAAGCAUUUAUGAUAAAUUCAAACUCAACUGAUUUAUAUCAGCAUAUAAAACAAAAUACAUUAAAAAUCAAGAAAAAAAGUUUUAGAAAUAUUGAUCAAGAUAUUACAGAUAUGAUUUUCAUAACUCCAGAUCAUUUAAAUAUAACAAAAACAAGUGAGGCAGAAUUGUAUUCAACAUAUGAAGAUUCUGAUACGGAUGAUGAAGAAAGACAAAAAAAUUUAAUUAGAACUUCCAAUUAUCUAUUCAACAGCAAUAGUAGUGGAGAUGAAGAUAGCGAUAGUAAUAAUUCCAGUACAAAUGAAGAUGAAGGAUUAGAAUUGACACCUGAAUGCAACAUUGAUUCCUUUGGACAACUUGGUCAUGAACCAAUAAAAUCAAAUGACAUGGCAGUAUAUAUUAUCAUAUCUGCAGAAGAUAAAUUUAAUAUAGUAAUUACUCCAAAUUUAAUUACUAUAAUAGAUAUCAUUAUGAAUGCAUUUCAACAAGCUACUAGUGGAAUACCGUUAGUACCUAUUAAUAUGAAGCAAUUAAAUCUUCAAAAUGCUAUUGGUCAUGAAAGUUAUAUAGAAUAUCUCGUCUCAGAAGAAAAUAAUAAAAAUAUUACACGAAUUAUUGCCAGUGAAAAUUAUCAUGAUAUCAGUCCUUCUACAAGUAUUCCUAGUAGUCCUGAAUUAGAGACUCAUUCGGAUCUUGUAAGUCCAAAAUUAGUCGAUAGUGAAAUGGAUUUUAUUGAUCCUGAUAUAAAUUUACAAAAUCAUUCAAUGCCAAUACAAGAUAUAUUUGAAGAAGAUUCUUCGAUCAAUAUAUAUAAAAAAAUUACUGGAGAAGUCUUGCGGAUUAUUUUUAAAGGAUUUGAGGAUGUUUUGGUGUAUUGUCCUAAAAAACAAGGAUGUAAUUUAAUUCCACUCCGACCUAUUAGACAUGAAGUUCGCUAUCAUUUGAUUAUAGAAGCUAAUAUUAACAAUUAUUUAUAUCGCACAAUUACCGUGCGAUCACCGUUAUUGUUUCGAAAUGAAACUUCUUAUGCAUUGGGUCUUUAUUACAAGAAAUCAUUGCUAGAUAAAUUAGGACUCACAUGUAUUGGUAAACCUACAAAUCCUUUUGAUGAUAAUAUCAGGAUGUCAAUUAUCGAACCGGAUUCUACUUAUAGCAUUCCUUUAUAUAUAGCUUAUCAUUUUCCUAUACAUAUAUUGCCUGCUUAUUUAGAAAAAUAUCAGGUGAGUGAAGAGGGAAUUUAUUGGAAAGAACUAAGUGCAACAAACUUAGUUAAAGAUAUUUGUUGUAAAAUGAAGGAAGAUGAAAAUAAUUCUAUAUUUUAUGUCAAAGUAUCCUGCAAUGAAAUUCCAGUAAUCACUAGACCAAGUUGUCAAGUACCAAAUUAUUUAAUAAGCAUUUGUUCUCCUUUUAUUUUCAACAAUCGAUUACCAUUCGUUAUAGAUGUUCAUAUACCUGCUAUUAAUUAUGAAGUUAAAAUUGAACCAGGAGAAAAAAUAAAUAUACAUUCAUUAAAUUGUAAUAUCGAUAUUCAAUUAAUUUUUAAGAUUCAAAAUUAUUUGGCUGUAUAUUGGAUUGGAAUGAUAAAAUUGAAUACGAAUUUGGAAAAAAAAUUUGUUGUAAUGAACACAGAUAGCGAAUUAGAAUCUACAAAACCAUUUUUAUUGUGUGUGGAAUUGUGUAAAAUUACAAGUUGGCAUAUUAUUAUUCAAUCCCAAUAUUGGAUGAUAAAUAAAUCCGGAUUAUCUUUAUUCAUUCAAGAAUGCCAUUCUCAUAUAAUUAAUGAAAUACCGGAAGAAGAAUUAAUGGUAUUUUCUCAAAAGAAUAAUAAAAAAUCUAUGGUUAGAUUGAAAGCUCAUCAAUCUGAAUGGUCUUUGCCUUUUGGAUUAGAAGGAAUUACCUCUAUGUCUUUAAUUGUAUGCAAAGAUAUAGAACGAGGAAGAAAAUAUAAAAUUUUAACAGAAGUUGAAAGUUCUCGUCUAUCUCCUAAUUUCACAAAAAUUAUCACAUUUCUUCCCUAUUUUUAUAUCAAUAACAAAAUGAAAAGAACCUUAAGAUUUAUGGAAGAAAAUGAUCAAGCUGAUUUAUGGAAUGAUCUUCUUCCUGGACAAAAUAUACCAUUCUGGCCAGUUACGGAAUCAAUGAAGAUGAGAAUAAAAUGGAGAAACAGUCAAUUGGUAUCACAACAUUUCAGCAUUACACAUACGGGAAAAACAGUUUUAAGAAUGGAUAAUGGAUCGGCAGUUACCAUAGAAAUCAAAGGUGGGAUUAAUUCUCCAUAUUAUAUUACAUUUCAAAAAUAUGUAGCAGGUGAUAUACCUGUAAGAAUAGAUAAUUUUUGCGACGAUUUGUUUCUAAAAAUUAGUCAAUAUAAUUUGGGUCAAGUGGUUUUAAUAAAUCCAUUUCAAAGUCUACUAUAUACUUGGGACGAUCCCACAAAAACCAGAGAACUUAUUUGGAAUGUGUACAAUAAUAAAAAAAAUGGUUAUAGUGCAAAAUUUGAAAAAGAUGGAUAUGGUCAAGAAAUUGUACCACUUUUAAUUAUUAACAAUUGUAAUGACGGAAUAUCUUCGACUUCUUCAAUUAAAUCUCAAAACAAUAAAUUAGUAUGUUUGGAAACUACAUCUGAAGAUUUUAACAAUGAAAAUAAUAAUUAUAAUGAUGAUUGUGCAAAAUCAUCAAUAUUAAAGUAUGCACAGGCAAACAAAACAGUAGUUUAUUGGGUAAGUUAUAUGGAAGGAAAUCAACGAAUUUUACUAUUCACUCAAGAAGAAACAGUGUUCUUAAAAGCAAAGAGUAUCAUUGAUCCUGAACCUAGUAAAAAAGAAAUAUUUGUUUCUUUUGCUGGUAUUGGAGUCAGUAUUAUAAAAAAAUCUAACGAGAUUUUAAAAGAAUUAAUGUAUGCUAAUAUAACUGAUUCUGCAGCUCAUUGGGAACUUUAUUUCAAUAAAAAAUGGAAAAAUUUAUCAUUAGAAUUGAAUGCUUGGAUAGAAAGCAAAUAUAUAAAUUCUUGUAAAAAAGCAAAGUUAGAAAAUUUUAUUGAUGUUGAUUUGGUAAAAAUGCACAUGACUAAACCAUUCUUUGGAAGAUUAAGAAGGACUUAUUCUCCUGGAAUUUGGUUACAUUGCAGAAAAUCUAUGUCAUUAACAUAUUUACAAGGCUAUAUUCAUAGAAUACAAGUGGAUAAUCAAAUUCGUAAUACUACGAUUCCGGUGAUUUUACAUUCAAAUUUGCAAAAAAAUAUCAUCAAUUAUGCAGGCUAUCAUAGAUUAAAACAUUGUGUAGAAUUUACAUGUUUAAAACAAAAAAAAAUUAAUUAUAACAUCUAUAAGAGUAUUUGUGUUAUAAUUAGAGAAUUUAAUCUGAAUUUACAAGAAGGCUUCCUUCUCUCUUUAAUUGAUUUGAUUCCAAAGAGACCAGAAACUAAAUAUUCAAUUGCUGCAAAAUUAAGAAAAGAUGUUUCCAGCAUCCAUUUUUUGCCUUCUAAUAAAAAUAAUAAUAAUAUAAUUAAAAGAAAGAAUAUAAUAGAACAUAUAUUUAUAUCUCCAAUUUUAAUACGCUUAAUAUUGCUGGCUGAUGCAGAAAAUCCUAAUAUUUAUAACAUUAAUGAUAUAGCAGAUUAUAAGAAUAUUAUUCGAUUUAUUUUCGAAUAUUCUGAGAAGGGAGGAUCUGAGAAACAUGCUGAAUUCAGACUUUCAUGUUAUCAAAGGAAUUUAAUCACAAUUGACACUGAUGAACUUUUAUUAGAUUUAUCGCGAUCUUAUAUUAUUCAAAUUAUGCAACAAUUUCAUGUUUUAAUUCGUUCCACUACUGUCUUGGGGAAUCAAUAUGGUUAUAAUUUCAAAUCGUCAAGAGAUAAUUUUUAUGAAUCUAAUAUGCUGAUUCUAUGCAGAGAAGAAAUAGCAGAAAAAUUAAGUUAUGAAGUUGCAUGUCAAUUGGGCUAUACUACAUUAGAUACCACACAAAUAGUUUUUGAUUUUAACAAUGUAAUUAGGAUAAAGGAACCAUGCAUUCAAAAUAAAGAUAUACCUCCUUUAAAUCCUUCAAUGCAUACUUCAUUUUCUACAGAAAUUGAAUUUGAAAGUUAUAGCUUAGUAACUGCCUUUAUGAACAGUAUUCACCAAGAAGAAUUGAAAUAUUUCUUUAAAACUUUAGCAAAAAAAACAUUGAUAUUUUUUAAUACUGAAAGUUCUUUAAAAACUCAUUCAAAAAUAAUAACAGAUAUUAUAAAAAGGGCACAAGAAAUAGGAUAUAAAUUCAUAUCUCGAAUACGUUUACCACGCUAUAUCAAUCCUUAUAAGGGAGUUGAGAUAUUCUCAAUGCAUAAAGCAAAAGGAAUGCAUCUUCUAAGUAUAAUCAAUAAGAAUCCUGGUAUUGAAACAGAUACAUAUUGGGCACAUACUACUUUAUCAAAUGAUGGAAAAUAUAUAGCUCUGGUUUCAUUACAGCGAUUAUAUUUUAUUGAAAAAGGUUGUACCUGGGGAUCUUUAAAUGUAAAAUGGACUUUGGAGACACAUCAAUUAUUAUCACCUCCAACAAUAGUCAAUAAUAGACUUAUCUUACAUGUAAACAAGAAUGAAGACACUCUGUCACCCAUAGCAGAUUGGUAUUUGGAGAGCGAAGCAAAAGAUAUUCUGGAAUGGUUGUGCCGGAAAAUAAAUAUAGCGAUGAUCUUGAACAUGGAGAACAGUAUAUGUUCAAAACAAGUUGUAUAAUUGGAAUCCAAGCUAUAAAAAGAGAAAGAUAAUUAUAUAUUUAAAAUAAUCAGGCACAAUAAAUUCUCUAACAAACGCAA
Molecule: messenger RNA, 10283 nt
Organism: Apis mellifera (honey bee)
Lineage: Eukaryota; Metazoa; Arthropoda; Insecta; Hymenoptera; Apidae
Product: vacuolar protein sorting-associated protein 13C
Exons: 51
Coding region: 1-10203 (3400 amino acids)
Biological process (GO): protein targeting to vacuole; protein retention in Golgi apparatus
Cellular component (GO): extrinsic component of membrane
Source: RefSeq, a predicted model, not a curated record